Messenger RNA from Megalobrama amblycephala (Wuchang bream), 1381 nucleotides. RefSeq names its product olfactory receptor 5M3-like. The record is from RefSeq and is a predicted model, not a curated record. The coding region runs from base 192 to 1136 and encodes 314 amino acids. Gene Ontology annotation, cellular component: membrane. Gene Ontology annotation, molecular function: olfactory receptor activity; G protein-coupled receptor activity. NCBI's taxonomy places the organism in Eukaryota, Metazoa, Chordata, Actinopteri, Cypriniformes, Xenocyprididae. Gene Ontology annotation, biological process: G protein-coupled receptor signaling pathway. The transcript has a single exon.
UUGAUCUGAUCGUUUGCCUUUUUUUUAUUUUGUCUGAUUUCCCACAGCCAACAAUGGAUACUGAAGCCCAAUGAGUACAUUGUGAAUUAAUUUAGCCAUUUUAGCAUAUAUUUAUUAAUAUUGUCUUAUGUGCAUUUUUUUUUAUUGCAGAAAAUCAUAGUUUUGUGUGAUUUGAAGCAACAUCCAACCUGAUGGAUAACAUGUCUUAUCCUGUGAUACUGACUCUCAUGGUGCCCAAAGAAUCUAAAUCAUACAGACAUAUAUACUUCACUUGUUUUUUUAUCAUUUAUCUGCUUAUAUUGUCAAUUAAUAUACGUCUUGUUAUGAUCAUUAUCAUGACAAAAGCACUUCAUGAACCGAUGUACAUAUUCUUGUCUUAUCUGUGUGUAAAUGGGGUUUAUGGAGCCACAGGAUUCUACCCUAAAAUUCUGUCUGAUUUAAUGUUGGAUUCAUAUGUGAUCUCCUCUCUCAUGUGUGCUCUGCAGAUCUUUGUUAUUUACAGCUCUUUACUGAGUGAGUUUACAAUAUUAACAGUGAUGUCUUAUGAUAGAUAUGUAGCCAUAUGCAAACCUUUAGAUUAUCAUUCCAAAAUAACUAACUUCACCUGUGUGAAAUUAAUUCUGUUUUCAUGGAUUCUUCCCAACGGCGUCUCAGCUACAGCAAUCCUGUUAUCAUACUUGAGGCCAUUUUGUAAAUAUCACAUCGAUAAAUUAUAUUGUGACAACUGGUCAGUUGUAAAACUGUCUUGUACAUCAUCUUUUGUGAAUAAUAUCUAUGGAUAUAUUUUUGCUCUUUUAUUUAUUAGCUGUGCAGUUAUUGUCAUAGUGUCCUAUGUUAAGCUGAUCUCUGCAUGUAAAACAUCUUUAGAAAACAGAAGGAAAUUCUGGCAAACGUGUCUGCCACACAUGUUAUCACUGAUAAAUUUCACUUUUGCUUUGCUUUUUGAUAUAACGUAUAGCAGAUAUGGUUCAAAUGACAUUCCAGAGAGUCUGCGUCAUUUUUUGGCUUUAGAGUUAGUUAUAGUCCCUCCUGUUUUUAAUCCUGUAAUGUACGGGUUAAAUAUUAGGACAGUGCGCAGAGUUUUUUUCUCGUGUAUUUCAGCAAGAGUGAAUGUUUUAGAAGCUAAAAAGGCUUAAAUCCUUGAUAGUUACUUGAUGUGCUCUACUGAAACACACAUGCAAAAUGGUGUCAUUUGUUUUAUAAAUUAAUUACAGCAAAAUGUAAGAAAAACAAGCAUGUACAAGCUGUCAAUAUUAUUUUUAUGAACAUUAUUGGGAAUAGAAUCAUAAAACAUUCCAGGAAAAAUAAAUUUGUUAUGCUUUCACUUCUCCCAAAUGCACUUCUCUAAAUGACCAAACAAAUAUAAUUAGAAAAGGCCUGA